CUAGGAACAACUCAAAUUAUGGUAUCCUAUGUACAAUUACCAUUAAUUAAUUAUGAUUUAAUUAAUUAACAAAUUAUCCAGACCGCCGCGCCUUUGAAUUUCUUCAUUUAUGGGCUUUCCACAUUCUUAAUUCCACACGCCUUUCCCCUGUUCCUGUCUCUCCCCCCUUUCUCCAUUUCCUCUUCUUAUAAAUACCAUUCUCUCAUUUCAUUUCCAAUUCAAAACAGCUUCCCUAAAGUUGUUGAUUAAUUCAAAAUUUAUACUCCCAAUUUUCAAAUUUCAAAGUUUUUCAUUUCGUUUAGUUUUUAUGAGAAAAUGGUUGAUUUAGAUUGGAAGACAAAGAUGAUCUCCUCCGAUAUCCCUAGCAAAUCACCCAAGCUUUCAAACAAGCUUCAAAUAUCGAUACCCAAUAGUACUCCCCCGGCCGUUCGUGUUGCCGACCUUUCGCCGGCUUCUGAGUCGGCUUGCUCGGCGUACGAGCACUAUCUCCGGCUUCCUGAGUUGAGAAAGCUCUGGAGUUCACGGGACUUUCCCAGCUGGAAAAACGAGCCGGUACUGAAACCCGCUUUGCAAGGUUUGGAGAUUACGUUCCGGUUCAUUUCGGCCGUUCUUUCCGACCCAAGACCGUAUGCCAACCGGAGAGAAUGGAAACGGAGACUUGAGUCUCUUGCCACCAGUCAAGUCGAGAUUAUUGCUAUGUUGUGCGAGGAAGGCGAAGAAGACGCCGAGACGCGUGGAACGGCGCCGAUCGUUGACCUAAGUUCAAGCUCCGGCGUUCUGACGCGGGAACACAGCUCCGCGGAGGUGUGGAAGAUGACCGGAGAUACGACGGUGGUGAGUCAAGUCAGCGAGGCUAGCUUGUUGCCUAGGCUUGCCGCGUGGCAGAAGUCGGAAGACGUCGCCGAGAGAAUUCUAUAUUCAAUUGAAUGUGAGAUGCGGCGGUGUCAAUACACAUUAGGCCUUGGGGAACCAAAUCUCGCCGGAAAGCCGAGCUUGGACUACGAUAAGCUCUGCAAUCCGGUUGAGCUUCAUGCCUUAAAGAAAAGCCCAUCAGAUCAAAUGAAUCUCCAUAAUUCUGAAAACCAGACGCUCUACGCCAUCCAUCAGAUCCUGGAGUCAUGGAUCUUCACGUCCGGGCAACUGUUGAAAAGAAUCGCGGAUCAAAUCGAGCGAAAAGCAUUCGAAAAUGCGUCCUCCAAUUGCUGGCUACUGGAGAAGAUUUGGAAGCUUUUGAGCGAAAUAGAAGAUCUUCAUCUACUGAUGGACCCGAAUGAUUUUCUCCGUUUGAAGAACCAGCUGUCGAUCAAAGCAACGUCGGAGAGCGAUUUGUUCUGUUUCCGGUCGAGGGGGCUAAUUGAAAUUACGAAACUCUCUAAGGAUCUGAGGCAUAAAGUGCCAUCCAUUUUGGAUGUAGAAGUGGACCCCAAGGGUGGACCAAGGAUACAAGAGGCGGCAAUGGAGUUGUACAAGAAGAGGAGCGGCGGUGGUUACGACCGGAUUCACCUGCUUCAGGCGUUGCAGGCGGUGGAGACGGCGGUGAAGAAGUUCUAUUAUUCGUACAAGCAGUUGUUAGUGGUGGUUAUGGGCAGUGUUGAGGCUCGGGGGAGCAGGGCCUUCGUUGGUGUUGACUCUGGGGAUGCAUUGGCCCAAAUCUUUCUUGAGCCCACCUAUUUUCCAAGCUUGGAUGCGGCCAAGACUUUCUUGGGGGAUUAUUGGAGCCAUGAAACCCGGAGUUAUAGCCCUGAGAGACGGACCAAGUGAUUGUUUAUAAUUGGAAACUAAAGAUUAUUUGUUCAUUGAUUGAUUGUAAUUUUGUACUAUUUGAUGAUUAAUGUAACAUAACGAUACCCAUUCUUGUAGCUAAGACCUCAAAUGUGAAAUUUUGAUACCUGUUGUUAAGGAUUAAUUACGGUAAUUAUAAACAAAAUAACAAAUGGCUCAAUGUUUCGAACGAUGUUAGAAAAUAAAAGUCAAGAAGCUAUUCAACAUAAGCAUAGGUUUUCUCCUUGCAGAAACUAUUUGUGCACUGGUCAGGAGAAAGAAACAACAAAGCUAUUUAAGGUCUCAACUCCAUGCCUUAAGGCAAUGUGGGCUUUAACGAAUAUACCAACAGGAGGAAACUUUGGGCGGAAACCCAAAUACAAAUUUUGUAAAAGAAAAUGGAAAAGAGAAAAGAAAAGAAAGGAGAUAAACGUCAGUCACAUUGGUAUUUUUCUCAUGAUCGGUUGCGCCAUUAUACCAUUUUAAAAUGUC
Messenger RNA from Oldenlandia corymbosa var. corymbosa, 2253 nucleotides. NCBI's taxonomy places the organism in Eukaryota, Viridiplantae, Streptophyta, Magnoliopsida, Gentianales, Rubiaceae. The record is from the annotation of a GenBank genome assembly.